This is a messenger RNA of Orcinus orca (killer whale), 2368 nucleotides long. RefSeq names its product MINDY lysine 48 deubiquitinase 4 (gene MINDY4). Lineage: Eukaryota; Metazoa; Chordata; Mammalia; Artiodactyla; Delphinidae. The coding region runs from base 20 to 2368 and encodes 782 amino acids. The record is from RefSeq and is a predicted model, not a curated record. The transcript has 17 exons. Gene Ontology annotation, molecular function: cysteine-type deubiquitinase activity; K48-linked deubiquitinase activity. Gene Ontology annotation, biological process: protein K48-linked deubiquitination.
GCGGAGUUCUCCGGCUCUGAUGACACCGUCGCCACGGCAACGCGGCCAUACUGGCCCCAACGGACCCGGGAUCUGGGGCUGCGGCGCUGCGGCCUCGUGGGCAGACCGGAGCAUGGACAGCCUCUUCGUGGAGGAGGUGGCGGCCUCCCUGGUCAGGGAGUUCCUCAGCAGGAAGGGCUUAAAGAAGACGUGUGUGACCAUGGACCAGGAACGCCCACGCUCUGAUCUCAGCAUAAGCAGCAGAAGCCAUCUCCGGAAGGUUUUGCAUCUUGAAGUUCUCUACAAGGAGAACAGGGCAAAGGGAAAUCCUCUAAAAACAAACCUUGAACUCAUCACCAGAUAUUUUCUGGAUCACUUUGGAAAUACUGGUAACAAUUUUACUCAAGAAACACCAAUCCCUGCACUCUCAAUACCAAAGAAAAGUAACAAAUUACCAUUGAGAUGCUCAGAGACCACGCUGGUAAAUAUAUAUGACCUUGCAAGUGAAGAUGCGAGUUGGAGAACAUCAUUGUCAGAAACAAGCAAAGCCAGACACGACCAUCUUAACGGGGAUGUACUUGGUAAUUUUGCAUCAUCCAAAAGGGCCUCCCACAAAAGUAAGCCCUUGCAGACUGUCCCAGGUGAAAGCCCUCCUGUGGCUCCUGCUAGGGAGAAGAUGGACAAGCUUCAGUCAUCAGAGCCUUCCUUGGACACGAAGAGGAUGGGAGAGAAGAUCAGGCCGAAGUCUGGCCUCAUUGUCCGAGGCAUGAUGGCCGGGCCCAUCGCCAGCUCCCCACAGGAUUCCCUCCGCAGACGCUCGCUGAGGCAGUCCCCGGCCUUGAGCAGCACGACCCAACCCCACGAGGAGGGGAGCCUACAAGCGCCCGAGCUGUCUGCUCAUACCCCAGCCUGUCCCCCGCCUGUCCCGCAGGAGGGCCCGGCUUCCAGCACCUCCUCCACCCCCAGGAGCACCCUGGGCCUGCUCAGCCCCCUGACCUUGGAAAAGUGGAGAGCCUCGCCCAGCAGCCCUCCUCCCCUGCCAGGCAAAGGGCUUCCCCAGAGUGGGAGCGGCCGGUGGAGAGACCUUUCAGAGGACAGCCCAGCCGUGGACAGUGGCCUAGAGGCCGACAGGACCGCCUUGAAUUUCUCCUUGUCCAGUGGGAAUGCCCCGACGACCCAGGAGAGGCUGGAAAGAGUGUUCAAACGGCAGGGGAGCCAGCCCCCGGCCCUCAGGAGUAAUCAGUUGCCAGCAUCCAGUAAGGUCGACGGUGAGCUCGGCGUGCUGCAGCUUGAGGAUGUGGAGGAUGAACUGCUAAGGGAAGAAGUCAUCCUGUCUCCAGUGCCAUCGAUACUCAAGCUGCAAGUAGAGUCAAAGCCCAUCGACCUCUCAGUGGCAAAGGACAUAAAGACCAUUCUGUUUGGUUCCAGCUUUUGCUGUUUCAACGAAGAAUGGAAACUUCAGAAUUUUUCCUUUAACGACUCAGCAUCAUUAAAAUAUGGCAUCGUGCAGAACAAGGGUGGUCCCUGUGGGGUUCUGGCAGCUGUCCAAGGCUGUGUCCUACAGAAACUCCUGUUUGAAGGAGAUAGCGGAGCUGACUGUGCUCGGCAGCUGCAGCCUUCAAACACUCGUAGGACCCGCUGCCUGGCCCUGGCCAUCGCAGACAUUGUGUGGCGGGCUGGAGGCCACAAGAGAGCCGUGGUCACACUGGCUUCGAGAACACAGCAGUUCAGUCCAACCGGGAAAUACAAAGCAGACGGAGUCUUAGAAACACUCACACUUCACAGUCUGACCUGCUACGAGGAGCUGGUGACUUUUCUUCAACAGAGCGUCCAUCAGUUUGAAGCAGGCCCCUAUGGAUGUGUCCUGCUCAUCCUGUCGGCCAUCCUGUCCAGGUCCACAGAGCUUGUCCGCCAGGACUUCGACGUCCCCACCAGCCACCUGAUUGGAGCACACGGAUACUGCACGCAGGAACUUGUCAAUCUGCUCCUGACCGGGAAAGCCGUGUCCAAUGUUUUCAACGACGUGGUUGAGCUCGAUUCCGGGAACGGGAACAUCACGCUCCUCAAAGGCAUCGCCGCGCGCAGCGACAUCGGCUUCCUGUCCCUCUUUGAACACUACAGCGUGUGCCAGGUCGGCUGCUUCCUGAAGACCCCGAGGUUCCCCAUCUGGGUGGUGUGCAGUGAGAGCCACUUCAGCGUCCUCUUCAGCCUGCAGCUGGAGCUGCUGCAAGAUUGGAGGGCCGAGAGGCUCUUUGACCUGUACUACUACGACGGCCUGGCCACCCAGCAGGAGCAGAUCCGGCUGACCAUCGACACCACCCAGACGGUCCCUGAGGACAGAGACAACGACCUCGUCCCUCCCCUGGAGCUGUGCAUCAGAACCAAGUGA